This is a messenger RNA of Acanthosepion pharaonis, 1893 nucleotides long. The record is from the annotation of a GenBank genome assembly. Lineage: Eukaryota; Metazoa; Mollusca; Cephalopoda; Sepiida; Sepiidae.
AUGAAAUGGUCUCUCCUGCACAUGGAAGAUCCUUGUACUCACUCACUCUCUCUCUCUCUCUCUCUCUCUCUCUCUCUCUCUCUCUCUGACGUCAUUUUAUGGAAGUCAGAAAUCAAAAUGGCAGCUCUGUUUGGACACGGAAACCCCCUGAGUACUCCUGUCGGACAGUUAAUAGAAAAAGCUAGUGAUGGCUCUCAAGCCUCUGAAAAUUGGACCCUCUUCCUUGAUACCUGUGAUAUCAUCAACGAGACAGAUGAAGGACCAAAAGAUGCAAUUCGUGCCAUCAAGAAAAAACUGCAACAAAAUGCUGGUAAAAACUACUCAGCAGUUAUGUACACCCUGAUUCUAUUGGAAACCUGUGUCAAAAAUUGUGGUAAGAGAUUUCACCUGCAGGUGGCCAACAAAGAAUUCCUCCAUGAUUUGAUUAAAAUAAUUGGGCCCAAAAAUGAUCCCCCUCCAGUUGUACAGGAGAAAGUGCUCAGCCUCAUUCAGACUUGGGCUGAUGCUUUUCAUGGAUCACCAGAACUGAAAGAAGUGGAAAAAGUGUACCAAGAUCUAAAAGGCAAAGGAAUCGAGUUUCCUAUGACAGAUUUGGACAAAUUGGCACCAAUACACACACCAGCCAGAAGUACCCCAGUAUCAGAACAGCCACCACCACCCAUCAGCAGAAAUAGAGGUGUGUCUACACAAGCACCGAACCCUACUCAUCCUCAAAUGCAGCCACCAGUAACAAUGUCAGGUGGUUCAAUAGUACCCACCAAUGAACAACUGGGCAAAUUGAAAAGUGAGCUCGAUGUGGUACAGGGCAAUGUACGUGUCAUGGGUGAAAUGCUUACUGAACUCAGUCCCUACAACGUAGAUUCCUCCGACCUCGAGCUCUUGCAGGAAUUAAAUCGAACAUGUCGCCAAAUGCAGCAGCGGCUGGUUGACUUGCUUGACCAAGUAGCAAACGAAGAAGUUACAAGUGAAUUAUUACGGGUGAAUGAUGAUCUUAAUAAUGUAUUCCUGCGUUAUGAACGAUUUGAGAGGUUUCGCACUGGUCAGUCAGGGCCACAGUCUGCUGACACAGGUACCACACCCCCGGUGUCACAGGACUCCUACCUUCCUCCUUCUUAUGAACAGGUGCAAGCGUCCAGUCAGUCGCAUGUUGGCAACCUCAUAGACUUAGGGGAAGAAGGUGGACAUCCUAGCACUGGUCAGUCAGACAUUCAUGCUCAAUUAGCUGGCUUGAGUUUAAAUAGUAGCAGUAUCAGCAGCACAUUGGGGCAAAUAAGCAGCACCCCUGCAGUGAAUAAAUCUUCAUCAGGAGUCCAGGAUACUGAAUUUGAUAUGUUUGCACAAUCCAGACAGUCAUUUGACCAAAGUAGGAAGAACAUAGGAAAUGCAGCAUACAUCAACCAACAAGAGGACCAAUUCCGGGGCAGUCUUGGACAAGCAGUAUCUAUGAAAUCUCAAGCCAAAAACGGACAGCUGACAGAUAAGGAAGAAGACCUCAAAGAAAUGGCUCAAUGGCUGGCUAAUGAUGGACAAGCCACAGAAUCAAUAAGCAGUUCAGAAUUUGACAAGUUUUUGCAGGAACGUGCAGCUGCUGCAGAUAAUUUGCCAACAAUCCCUGCCUGCACUGCCAGUUCUACAUCACAACCGCCAGUUAUCAACCCUCGACGCCAACUGCAGAAAGACGAUGAUGACAGCCCAUUACCCUUCGCACCUGUCUUCUCUUUCCCUCCCCCUCUUUUGGACCAUUUACAUUUAACUGCCCCUUCUUCCAAUCUAUCUACCAACACCCCCACUUUUUUUUUCUUUUUGUUGUUAACUGUAUAUGGCUAUACCACCUCCAGUCCCAAUCAAAUGAAGUUGGUUUCUGAGCCACUCAGCUUCAAUAAAUUCUCAUAG